Molecule: messenger RNA, 909 nt
Organism: Penaeus indicus
Lineage: Eukaryota; Metazoa; Arthropoda; Malacostraca; Decapoda; Penaeidae
Product: ribosome-binding protein 1-like
Exons: 1
Coding region: 1-909 (302 amino acids)
Source: RefSeq, a predicted model, not a curated record
AUGACAAAGCAAGGCAAAGCAAGGCCAAGGAAGGCAAAGCAAGGCCAAGGAAGGCAAAGCAAGGCAAGGCAAAGGAAGGCAAAGCAAGGCCAAGGAAGGCAAAGCAAGGCAAGGCAAAGGAAGGCAAAGCAAGGCAAGGCAAAGGAAGGCAAAGCAAGGCCAAGGAAGGCAAAGCAAGGCAAGGCAAAGGAAGGCAAAGCAAGGCAAGGCAAAGGAAGGCAAAGCAAGGCAAGGCAAAGGAAGGCAAAGCAAGGCCAAGGAAGGCAAAGCAAGGCCAAGGAAGGCAAAGCAAGGCAAGGCAAAGGAAGGCAAAGCAAGGCCAAGGAAGGCAAAGCAAGGCAAGGCAAAGGAAGGCAAAGCAAGGCAAGGCAAAGGAAGGCAAAGCAAGGCAAGGCAAAGGAAGGCAAAGCAAGGCAAGGCAAAGGAAGGCAAAGCAAGGCAAGGCAAAGGAAGGCAAAGCAAGGCCAAGGAAGGCAAAGCAAGGCAAGGCAAAGGAAGGCAAAGCAAGGCCAAGGAAGGCAAAGCAAGGCCAAGGAAGGCAAAGCAAGGCAAGGCAAAGGAAGGCAAAGCAAGGCAAGGCAAAGGAAGGCAAAGCAAGGCCAAGGAAGGCAAAGCAAGGCAAGGCAAAGGAAGGCAAAGCAAGGCCAAGGAAGGCAAAGCAAGGCCAAGGAAGGCAAAGCAAGGCCAAGGAAGGCAAAGCAAGGCCAAGGAAGGCAAAGCAAGGCAAGGCAAAGGAAGGCAAAGCAAGGCCAAGGAAGGCAAAGCAAGGCCAAGGAAGGCAAAGCAAGGCAAGGCAAAGGAAGGCAAAGCAAGGCCAAGGAAGGCAAAGCAAGGCCAAGGAAGGCAAAGCAAGGCAAGGCAAAGGAAGGCAAAGCAAGGCAAAGCAUGACAAAGCAAGGCAAAGCAUGA